AUGAGGGGAUUGAAUGCUACAAGACUUGGUGUCGAAGAGCACGUGAACCGGAACAUAAGCAACCAGCUUGAGGUUCCAGCCCAAGUCAGGGGUUGGUUUGAAGAAGUAGGAAAGAUCAAUGCAAAAGUGGAAAAUUUCCCUAGCGAUGUUGGCAGUUGUUUCAAUCUGAAGGUUAGACACGGGGUCGGAAAGAGAGCCUCCAAGAUAAUUGAGGACAUCGACAGUGUCAUGAGAGAACACUCUAUCAUCAUCUGGAAUGAUCAUUCCAUUCCUCUAGGAAGAAUUGAUUCCACGAAAGCAUCCACCUCAAUACCAUCAACCGAUCAUCAUGAUGAGUUCCAGUCAAGGGAGCAAACUUUCACAGAAGCACUAAACGCACUCGAUCCUAACCACAAAUCCCACAUGAUAGCCUUAUGGGGAAUGGGCGGAGUGGGGAAGACGACAAUGAUGCAUCGGCUGAAAAAGGUUGUGAAAGAAAAGAAAAUGUUUAAUUGUAUAGUUGAGGCGGUUGUAGGGGAAAAAACAGACCCCAUUGCUAUUCAAUCAGCUGUAGCAGAUUACCUAGGUAUAGAGCUCAAUGAAAAAACUAAACCAGCAAGAACUGAGAAGCUUCGUAAAUGGUUUGUGGACAAUUCUGGUGGUAAGAAGAUCCUAGUCAUACUCGACGAUGUAUGGCAGUUUGUGGAUCUGAAUGAUAUUGGUUUAAGUCCUUUACCAAAUCAAGGUGUCGACUUCAAGGUGUUGUUGACAUCACGAGACAAAGAUGUUUGCACUGAGAUGGGAGCUGAAGUUAAUUCAACUUUUAAUGUGAAAAUGUUAAUAGAAACAGAAGCACAAAGUUUAUUCCACCAAUUUAUAGAAAUUUCGGAUGAUGUUGAUCCUGAGCUCCAUAAUAUAGGAGUGAAUAUUGUAAGGAAGUGUGGGGGUCUACCCAUUGCCAUAAAAACCAUGGCGUGUACUCUUAGAGGAAAAAGCAAGGAUGCAUGGAAGAAUGCACUUCUUCGUUUAGAGCACUACGACAUUGAAAAUAUGGUUAAUGGAGUUUUUAAAAUGAGUUACGACAAUCUCCAAGAUGAGGAGACUAAAUCCACCUUUUUGCUUUGUGGAAUGUAUCCCGAAGACUUUGAUAUUCCUACCGAGGAGUUGGUGAGGUAUGGAUGGGGGUUGAAAUUAUUUAAAAAAGUGUAUACUAUAGGAGAAGCAAGAACCAGGCUCAACACAUGCAUUGAGCGGCUCAUUCAUACAAAUUUGUUGAUGGAAGUUGAUGAUGUUAGGUGCAUCAAGAUGCAUGAUCUUGUUCGUGCUUUUGUUUUGGAUAUGUAUUCUAAAGUCGAGCAUGCUUCCAUUGUCAACCAUAGUAAUACACUAGAGUGGCAUGCAGAUAAUAUGCACGACUCUUGUAAAAGACUUUCAUUAACAUGCAAGGGUAUGUCUAAGUUUCCUACAGACCUGAAGUUUCCAAACCUCUCCAUUUUGAAACUUAUUCAUGAAGAUAUAUCAUUGAGGUUUCCCAAAAACUUUUAUGAAGAAAUGGAGAAGCUUGAGGUUAUAUCCUAUGAUAAAAUGAAAUAUCCAUUGCUUCCCUCAUCACUUCAAUGUUCCGUCAACCUUCGCGUGUUUCAUCUACAUAAAUGCUCGUUAGUGAUGUUUGACUGCUCUUGUAUUGGAAAUCUGUCGAAUCUAGAAGUGCUUAGCUUUGCUGAUUCUGCCAUUGACCGGUUGCCUUCCACAAUCGGAAAGUUGAAGAAGCUAAGGCUACUGGAUUUGACGAAUUGUUAUGGUGUUCGUAUAGAUAAUGGUGUCUUAAAAAAAUUGGUCAAACUGGAGGAGCUCUAUAUGACAGUGGUUGAUCGAGGUCGAAAGGCGAUUAGCCUCACAGAUGAUAACUGCAAGGAGAUGGCAGAGCGUUCAAAAGAUAUUUAUGCAUUAGAACUUGAGUUCUUUGAAAACGAUGCUCAACCAAAGAAUAUGUCAUUUGAGAAGCUACAACGAUUCCAGAUCUCAGUGGGGCGCUAUUUAUAUGGAGAUUCCAUAAAGAGUAGGCACUCGUAUGAAAACACAUUGAAGUUGGUUGUUGAAAAAGGUGAAUUAUUGGAAGCUCGAAUGAACGAGUUGUUUAAGAAAACAGAGGUGUUAUGUUUAAGUGUGGGAGAUAUGAAUGAUCUUGAAGAUAUUGAGGUUAAGUCAUCCUCACAACCUCUUCAAUCCUCUUCGUUCUACAAUUUAAGAGUCCUUGUCGUUUCAAAGUGUGCAGAGUUGAAACACCUCUUCACACCUGGUGUUGCAAACACUUUAAAAAAGCUUGAGCAUCUUGAAGUUUACAAAUGUGAUAAUAUGGAAGAAAUCAUACGUAGCAGGGGUAGUGAAGAAGAGACGAUUACAUUCCCCAAGCUGAAGUUUUUAUCUUUGUGUGGGCUACCAAAGCUAUCGGGUUUGUGCGAUAAUGUCAAAAUAAUUGAGCUACCACAACUCAUGGAGUUGGAACUUGACAACAUUCCAGGUUUCACAAGCAUAUAUCCCAUGAAAAAGUUUGAAACAUUUAGUUUGUUGAAGGAAGAGGUUCUGAUUCCUAAGUUAGAGAAACUGCAUGUUAGUAGUAUGUGGAAUCUGAAGGAGAUAUGGCCUUGCGAAUUUAAUAUGAGUGAGGAAGUUAAGUUCAGAGAGAUUAAAGUGAGUAACUGUGAUAAGCUUGUGAAUUUGUUUCCGCACAAGCCCAUAUCUCUGCUGCAUCAUCUUGAAGAGCUUAAAGUCAAGAAUUGUGGUUCCAUUGAAUCGUUAUUCAACAUCCAUUUGGAUUGUGUUGGUGCAACUGGAGAUGAAUACAACAACAGUGGUGUAAGAAUUAUUAAAGUGAUCAGUUGUGAUAAGCUUGUGAAUCUCUUUCCACACAAUCCCAUGUCUAUACUGCAUCAUCUUGAAGAGCUUGAAGUCGAGAAUUGUGGUUCCAUUGAAUCGUUAUUCAACAUUGACUUGGAUUGUGCUGGUGCAAUUGGGCAAGAAGACAACAGCAUCAGCUUAAGAAACAUCAAAGUGGAGAAUUUAGGGAAGCUAAGAGAGGUGUGGAGGAUAAAAGGUGGAGAUAACUCUCGUCCCCUUGUUCAUGGCUUUCAAUCUGUUGAAAGCAUAAGGGUUACAAAAUGUAAGAGGUUUAGAAAUGUAUUCACACCUACCACCACAAAUUUUAAUCUGGGGGCACUUUUGGAGAUUUCAAUAGAUGACUGCGGAGAAAACAGGGGAAAUGACGAAUCGGAAGAGAGUAGCCAUGAGCAAGAGCAGAUUGAAAUUCUAUCAGAGAAAGAGACAUUACAAGAAGCCACUGGCAGUAUUUCAAAUCUUGUAUUCCCAUCCUGUCUCAUGCACUCUUUUCAUAACCUCCAGAAACUUAUAUUGAAGAGAGUUAAAGGAGUGGAGGUGGUGUUUGAGAUAGAGAGUGAGAGUCCAACAAGUAGAGAAUUGGUAACAACUCACCAUAACCAACAACAACCUAUUAUACUUCCCAACCUCCAGGAAUUAGUUCUAUGGGAAAUGGACAACAUGAGUCAUGUGUGGAAGUGCAAGAAUUGGAAUAAAUUCUUCACUCUUCCAAAACAACAAUCAGAAUCCCCAUUCCACAACCUCACAACCAUAAAUAUUAAGUAUUGCAAAAACAUUAAGUACUUGUUUUCACCUCUCAUGGCAGAACUUUUUUCCAACCUAAAGAAGGUUGAGAUAAGCAUGUGUCAUGGUAUUGAUGAAGUUGUUUCCAACAGAGAUGAUGAGGAUGAAGAAAUGACUACAUCUACCCACACAUCCAUCUUGUUCCCUCAGCUUGAGUCUCUCACUCUAGAUAGACUGUACAAUCUGAAGUGUAUUGGUGGAGGUGGUGCCAAGGAUGAGGGGAGCAAUGAAAUAUCUUUCAAUAAUACCACUGCAACUACUGCUGUUCUUGAUCAAUUUGAGUUGUCUGAAGCAGGUGGUGUUUCUUGGAGCUUAUGCCAAUACGCUAGAGAGAUGAGAAUAGAAUUCUGCAAUGCAUUGUCAAGUGUGAUUCCAUGUUAUGCAGCAGGACAAAUGCAAAAGCUUCAAGUGCUGACAGUAAUGUAUUGUGAUGGUCUGAAGGAGGUAUUUGAAACUCAAUUAAGGAGGAGCAGCAACAAAAACAACAAGAGUGGUGCAGGUGAUGAAGGAAUUCCAAGAGUAAAUAACAAUGUUAUUAUGCUUUCUGGUCUGAAGAUAUUGGAAAUCUACGGUUGUGGGGGUUUGGAACAUAUAUUCACAUUCUCUGCACUUGAAAGCCUGAGACAGCUCCAAGAGUUAAGGGUAUGGAAUUGCUACGGAAUGAAAGUGAUUGUGAAGAAGGAAGAAGAUGAAUAUGGAGAGCAGCAAACAACAACAACAAGAACAACAACGAAGGGGGCAUCAUCAUCAUCAUCAUCUUCUUCAUCUUCUAAGGAGGUUGUGGUCUUUCCUCAUCUCAGGUCCAUUGAACUGGAAAAUCUACGAAGGCUGGAGGGUUUCUUCUUGGGGAUGAAUGAGUUCCGAUUGCCUUUAUUGGAUAAUGUUACCAUCAAGGAAUGCCCAAAAAUGAUGGUGUUUGCAGCUGGUGGGUCCACAGCUCCCCAACUCAAGUAUAUACACACAGAAUUAGGCAGACAUGCUCUUGAUCAAGAAUCUGGCCUUAACUUUCAUCAGACAUCAUUCCAAAGUUUAUACAGUGACACCUUGGGCCCUGCUACUUCAGAAGGGACAACUUGGUCUUUUCAUAACUUGAUCGAAUUAGAUGUAAAAUAUAAUAUGGAUGUUAAAAAGAUUAUUCCAUCCAGUGAGUUGCUGCAACUGCAAAAGCUGGAAAAGAUUCAUGUUGAGUACAGUGAUAAGGUAGAGGAGGUAUUUGAAACUGCAUUGGAAGCAGCAGGGAGAAAUGGAAAUAGUGGAAUUGGUUUUGAUGAAUCGUCACAAACUACUACUACUACUACUCUUUUCAAUCUUCGAAACCUCAGAGAAAUGAAGUUGCAUUAUCUACGUGGUCUGAGGUAUAUAUGGAAGAGCAAUCAGUGGACAGCAUUUGAGUUUCCAAACCUAACAACACUAUAUUUAUAUAGAUGUUCAAGGUUAGAACAUGUAUUUACUAGUUCCAUGGUUGGUAGUCUAUUGCAACUCCAAGAGCUACAUAUAUCUAACUGCUGGAAUAUGAAGGAGGUGAUUGUUAAGGAUGCAGAUGUUUGUUUAGAAGACAAAGAGAAAGAAUCUGAUGGCAAGACGAAUAAGGAGAUACUUGUGUUACCUCGUCUAAAGUCCUUGAUAUUAAAACACCUUCCAUGUCUUAAGGGGUUUAGCUUGGGGACAGCAUUUGAGUUUCCAAAACUAACAAGAGUUGAAAUUAGUAAUUGCGACAGUUUAGAACAUGUAUUUACUAGUUCCAUGGUUGGUAGUCUAUUGCAACUCCAAGAGCUACAUAUAUCUAACUGCUGGAAUAUGAAGGAGGUGAUUGUUAAGGAUGCAGAUGUUUCUGUAGAAGAAGACAAAGAGAAAGAAUCUGAUGGCAAGACGAAUAAGGAGAUACUUGUGUUACCUCGUCUAAAGUCCUUGAAAUUACAACUUCUUCAAAGUCUUAAGGGGUUUAGCUUGGGGAAGGAGGAUUUUUCAUUCCCAUUAUUGGAUACUUUGGAAAUCUACAAAUGCCCAGCAAUAACCACCUUCACCAAGGGAAAUUCCGCUACUCCACAGCUAAAAGAAAUUGAAACAAAUUUUGGCUUCUUUUAUGCUGCAGGGGAAAAAGACAUCAACUCUCUUAUAAAGAUCAAACAACAGGAUUUCAAAUAAGACUCUGAUUAAUGUGAAGUGAAUAUUAAAGGAUGAAUAUUCAAGGGAAGAAUUGUUCAUCAUAUGAAGGACAUUAAAGAACAUGGAUGCUAUGAAGAUGUUGGGAAAACAUAUGUAUCAAGUGGCAAGCUGCUUAAUGAUCUAAGUUUGUUGGUUGAGGAUGUUGAUUUUAAUAUUUCAAAUUCAUUGGUAUCAUUAUAUGGGCUUAUCAAUAGUGUUAAUGGGAUAAUGAGUGACUUAACCUAAAUUAUGUUGUUGGUAAAUGUUGGACAAGUAUGGAAAAUUAGGAAUGACUUGUGAAAAAUAUAUGGAAAAGUAUUAUGAAACUAUAUAUAGUAUAUAAAUUAAUGCAACAUAUUCUUGGAAGC
Molecule: messenger RNA, 6170 nt
Organism: Lactuca saligna
Lineage: Eukaryota; Viridiplantae; Streptophyta; Magnoliopsida; Asterales; Asteraceae
Source: the annotation of a GenBank genome assembly